CCCCGGGCCGGCCCCCGCGCCGCACUCGCCCCGCAGCCGCCCCGCUGGCCAUGGGCUCCCGCCUGUCCCUGGACGACUCCGUGCGGGUCGUGGUGGUCGGGGGUGGCUUCGGAGGGACGGCGGCCGCCAGCCUGCUCAAGUCGUGGGCCGUCCCUUUCGUGCUGGUGGAUGUGAGAGAUGCUUUCCAUCACAACGUGGCCGCCCUCCGUGCCGCCGUGGAGAGCGGAUUUGCCAAGAAGACUUUCAUCUCCUACUCGGUCACCUUUGGGGACAGCUUCCGACAAGGCAAGGUCGUGGGCAUAGACCCUGGGAGACAAAAAGUCCUGCUCAGUGAUGGCGAGGAGCUUCACUACUCCCAUCUCAUCAUUGCAACAGGCAGCGAUGGGCCAUUCCCUGGGAAGUUCAACCAAGUCAUUGACAUGCAAAGUGCCAUCCAGACCUAUGAAGACAUGGUUAAAGAGAUUGAGAAAUCUCAGCGCAUCCUGGUGGUGGGAGGUGGUGCUGCUGGAGUGGAGAUGGCUGCCGAGAUCAAAACGGAGUACCCGGACAAGGAGGUCAUCCUCAUUCACUCCAAACCUGCACUGGCUGACGUGGAGCUGCUACCCAGCGUCCGUCAGGAGGUGAAAGAGAUUCUCCUCAGGAAAGGAGUCAGGCUUCUGUUAGGUGAAAAGGUCAGUGACAUAGGAAACCUCAGGCCAAACCAGUUCCAGAAAGACACGGUAGUAAGGACAGAGAGGGGCACCGAGGUGGUUGUUGACAUGGUGGUGCUGUGCACAGGGAUAAAGAUUAACUCUUCUGCAUAUGCUGCUGCAUUUGGUGACAAAAUGGCAAGCAAUGGUGCUUUGAAAGUAAACAAGUACCUCCAGCUGGAAGGCUAUGAGAACAUCUAUGUCAUUGGGGACUGUGCAGAUCUCCAAGAGCCCAAGAUGGCCUACCAUGCUGGGCUCCAUGGCAACGUCGUGGUGACAAAUAUCAUCAACAGCCUGACACAGAAGCCUCUCAAAACCUACCAGCCAGGGUCACUAACCUUCCUGCUCUCCAUGGGCAGGAAUGACGGUGUAGGCCAGCUGAAUGGUUACUAUGUGGGACGUCUCCUGGUCACCGUGGCCAAGAGCCGGGAUCUGUUUGUCUCCAAGAGCUGGAAGACCAUGGGACAGACAAUGCCCUCCUAAAAGGGCCCCAGUAACAAACCAGAGAGGAGGACAGCAACUGGAAGAGGGUGAGGGUGCACUGCUAUUGCUUGGACUGACUGAUACUGUCCUCUGCAGCACCUCCUCAAGCCCCCUGUCACCCUGACACAUAAAAAGGGUUGCCUGCCUUGCUGGGAAGGGGAAGGAGGCACUUCCCAAACUGCACAGAAGUUGCCAUGAUAAAAACCAGGGAAGAAAUGUUUCUUUUACUCCCCCUGCUGAGAGAGCUCUGAGCAACAAGCUUGGUUUACCUUGAUGUGUAACAAUAAACACUGUGGUUUUCAGAA
Sturnus vulgaris (Common starling) is the source of this 1477-nucleotide messenger RNA. RefSeq names its product AIF family member 2, ferroptosis suppressor (gene AIFM2). NCBI's taxonomy places the organism in Eukaryota, Metazoa, Chordata, Aves, Passeriformes, Sturnidae. The record is from RefSeq and is a predicted model, not a curated record. Gene Ontology annotation, biological process: apoptotic mitochondrial changes; positive regulation of apoptotic process. Gene Ontology annotation, cellular component: cytoplasm; mitochondrion. Gene Ontology annotation, molecular function: electron-transferring-flavoprotein dehydrogenase activity; flavin adenine dinucleotide binding.